Sphaeramia orbicularis (orbiculate cardinalfish) is the source of this 1341-nucleotide messenger RNA. It is a transcript of the gene sdhaf3, whose product is annotated as succinate dehydrogenase complex assembly factor 3. Gene Ontology annotation, cellular component: mitochondrion; mitochondrial intermembrane space. Lineage: Eukaryota; Metazoa; Chordata; Actinopteri; Kurtiformes; Apogonidae. The transcript is spliced from 2 exons. Gene Ontology annotation, biological process: mitochondrial respiratory chain complex II assembly; succinate metabolic process. The coding region runs from base 145 to 522 and encodes 125 amino acids. The record is from RefSeq and is a predicted model, not a curated record.
GUCACUUCCGGGAUAAACAAGGGCAUGUGUUGAGUAACAAACCUUGCUAACCCUUGUCUGUGUCUUAACUAAGCGGGGUUCUUCCGUUUUAUCUAACAGUAUCUCUUUGUAAACUGUUAAUAAUCCUUCCUUUAGUCGCUGUUCAUGGCGGCCUCAGCUCAUGUCUCUCAUGUCCGUUCACUGUACAAGAGGAUCCUGGUCCUGCACCGGUUUCUGCCCAUAGACCUCCGAGCCCUAGGGGACCAGUAUGUCAAAGACGAGUUCAGGAGACACAAAAGUGCAGCAGCCGAAGAGGUGAAGAGCUUCAUGGAAGAGUGGGAGAACUACAAGGACACCCUGCAGACCCAGAUACUGGAGGCAGCGACAGGCCAAGCCAAGUUGGUCAAGUUCGGAGUCGACCUAUCGGAAAAGAAACUCAACGACUUCCAGGACGACCAGAUAGGACAGCUGUACGAACUCAUGCUGGAGUCCUCCAAACCCAACAGACAGUUCAACAUCCAGGAGGACGGAUCCGCCAAAUAACGGCAGCCCCAAGAAAGGCAUGCAGAUAACAUAUAAAGAAAACAGAGGGUGCUGUAAUUUAUUUUAACCAGGAAAUGUAUCGCCUCUGAGUGCUUCAGAUGAACAGUGCCGCUCAAAGGCUUUUGGGAAUAUUGGAUUAUUUUAAUUUAAGCGCUGUGUAAUAUCUCUGUGUUUGUGUCUUUUAUUCUAUCUCUGACAAUAAAAAGAGAUUCCUCAGGCUACAGUGCAGCCACAAGGUGCAUUAAGGUGGCACUAAUUACUUUCCUUGUCAACUUGUUUGCAUGAAUACAAUUCUGAGCUCAUGGAUGAAAGGCACAACUGAAGCGAGGGCUUCACAUCAUCGAUGGCGCUUUCAGCCUCAGCGCUGAUGUCACCAUUGUUGGGGUGAAGUCCUCAUUAUCCAUGUGGAAACGCGAACACUCGGGUCGGCUCCGACACAAAAGCCGUGAACUGUGCAGAGAGAUCGAGAGGCGUUGGGAGAACAACUGGAGAGGGCACCAUUGUUGACGUGCUGUUUGCAUCCCACGGAGUUCAGACUUCAUCUGUGGAAGUAAAAGGUCAUCAGUCAUGCACAAUCACAAGUCAAGGGUCUGUGUUUGAAAUGUGAUGCAGUUCCAAACAGAAAACCCACCUUCCUUCUGCUCAGUCGUCUUUUAUGAAAGAUAUUUUUUCUAUCAUUGUAGAAAUACCUCCUGUUCUCCUCCUCUGGACACAGUUUAACAGCUUCUCAUUUAAAUUCACUGUUCUGUAUUUGUGUCCUGUAUAAUCUACUCUUUGGACUGUUUAAUUACAAUUAUAUAAAUGUAAUUCUUGCCUUUG